Messenger RNA from Lepisosteus oculatus (spotted gar), 4057 nucleotides. RefSeq names its product yippee-like 1 (gene ypel1). The record is from RefSeq and is a predicted model, not a curated record. Lineage: Eukaryota; Metazoa; Chordata; Actinopteri; Semionotiformes; Lepisosteidae.
AAAAGCCCAGGCUGCAGCAGCGCUCGAGCUGACGCUGUGAUAUCAACGCACGGAGCCGUGCGCGAGCCAGCUGGGUCCAAUUAGCCGAACGUGCGGCGGAGCCACACGGCCGAUCCACGCGUGGGAAGCAGGGGGGAAACAGCGGAGCAAAACCUUUCUUUGAUGAAAUAUUUCUGGGGAAGAGAGGACGGAGGGGGCUCGCCUAGCAAACACUGUCGACGCUCCUACCAGACUCUGCGUUGAACACCUCGGGCGAAUCGUCGCGUUGUGUUUAGACCUAAAUCCAAAGAUUUGUUAUUUCGGAGAAAGUCUUGAGGCUUUUGUUUUUCAGCAGAAACAGCCCGCAGUAGCGCGUAGCCGAAGUGCAACCGAUGGAGAUAUCUCACAGCUAGUUUUUUGUUUUUCGCGUGGAAUGUCGCUGAGGUCUCGCCAUUCCGCAGUUCGCUCGGCGCUCAGGAGUAAAAACAGACAUACGUGAUCGCCGCCAAUGAAUUGCAGGGGUCGGGCGCUGCAAUUAACAAGCAGAAAUAUGAAAUGCAGUAACAGACACUGAAGACGCCUCGCCAUCGGGCUCAGACCGCAACAGAGAGAGGCUGAUAAAAGGGAGAAAAUUGCUUCUCCACGAUUUGACGAAGAGGAGGAAAUUAAUUGAGCGUGUCCAUUUCUCUCGUGGUGCUUGUGUGGACCGAGCCACACACCCACUCCAGAACAACGACGGCUUUUGCUUGCAUUUUUCAGUGUUUCUUCUGUCAGCAAGUCCAGCAGAGUUGUAACUCUUCCAGCGCCAGCCCCGAGCUCAGCGAGGAGCAGCCCGACACGGAGAUGGUGAAGAUGACAAAGUCCAAGACUUUUCAGGCGUACCUGCCAAACUGUCACAGGACCUACAGCUGUAUUCAUUGCAGAGCGCAUCUUGCGAACCACGAUGAGCUCAUCUCGAAGUCAUUCCAAGGCAGCCAAGGCCGAGCCUACCUCUUUAACUCUGUUGUGAACGUGGGCUGUGGUCCGGCGGAGGAGAGGGUCCUUCUCACUGGUUUACACGCUGUGGCCGACAUCUAUUGUGAAAACUGCAAAACCACUUUAGGGUGGAAAUAUGAGCAUGCCUUUGAGAGCAGUCAGAAGUACAAAGAAGGAAAAUUUAUAAUCGAACUGGCUCACAUGAUCAAGGACAAUGGCUGGGAGUGACCCCUGGACCUCUUGAGGAUGUUGGCUGUUUCAUGCCCUAUGCUCUGUCCAGGACUUUGCAGACUGACCCAGGGGAUGGAGGACAUGUUUUCCAGGUGUCUCCAAGCUUGUCGCAACAUUUUACAAGAAGAUGUAAAAAAAAGAAGACAAAAAAAUCUUUGAUGUUAACCUUUUCUGUUGCCUCGUGAGGGGACGGGUGGGGGGGGUGGGGACUCUUUCUUCUGUUACUCCCUGUCAAAGAUUUGGUGUUUUCUAUUAUGUGUGAACCACUAUUUAAAUGAGAGGCCGCUAUUCAGAAAACCUUUUAUUUUAAGAAGAAAAGCAAGAAACAAAAACCUUGUGGUUUUAAAGAGUGGGUGUCCACAUUUCUCACGAGAGACUUUUACCUGACGGCAGACUGAUGUUACUGGUUAGCAUUGCUCUUCUUUCAGCUCCAGUCUGUUUCUCUCUUGCUGUGCAUGCUUAAUUUGCAGUGUAAUAAUGGGAUAUAGCUGACGGCUGUGUAGAGGUAGGGAGCAGUACUAUGUAGCAGUGUAUAGUGUUUUCUAAGUGGGAAGGGGAUUGCAGUGAAUUGGUAUUUUGUAUUAAUGAUAUCACCUGUGUACCAUCUACUCCUUGUUGUUGUUCUGAUUACUUCACUGUGCAUCUGUGGGCACACCUGGUACUAUACCUUACAGCACCUGCAGGUGUUGGUCGUCAGCCGUAGAAGGUGCUUGGGGAACUUACAGACGAUUGCUUUCAGUGGCAUUUGUGGCUGGUCCCAUAUUGCAGCAGUACUGAAAAAAACAAUGCACUGGACAGUAGGGGAAACGAGCAGACAUUAGACCCCCUCUUUCUCCCCCUCCGUAUCGGCGCAUUAAGAAUUAAAACAAGCAUACUUGAAUGCAGCAACUCUUGCACUUUGUGGAGGUUCCAGAUUUCAUGAGAGUUUAGAGGCAAAAAAAAAAGUCUGUUUUAUCUGCUCUGUGUGCUCUUCAUCUUCAUGGCCUUUCCUGGUGACGAUUGAAAGAUUGUACUUGAAUUCAGGUUUGAAUGAUGGCUGGGAAAACUGCCCCUUUUGGAACUGUGAUGUGUGAAUAUUCGGAAGGAGAGAGGCCGAAAACUGGCAAAGCCCUGAUCACCUUUAGAAAUAAUCGGGGGCAAUCUUCUGUUUCUUUCAUGAUGACACUAAUUUCUCUCUUUGCUAAUUUGUUUAAAUCCAUGCAUUAGAAACAUUACUGUCACGAGGGUUUAACGAUCCUGAAUAUUUUACAACAUCCUGCUGCUGCUAAAAGAAAAAUGAAUCAGUCCCCAGCUCUGAGGUUCUUCUUCUGCACUUUACUGUUGUACCAGAGUGUCUGAAUGGUCUUUGCCUCUAAUCAACAUGAAUCUUGUGCCUCUUCAAAAGAUAUUGUCUCUCCUGUUGUGCAGUGCAUAACUUGUGCUCCCUGAGGAAGUGUUAUGGUUUAAGGCACGUUUCCCUGAACGUAUUCACCAAAACCUAAUUAUGCUAUAUAGCGAAUGAAAUAAAAAGUUACUUUUUUUUUAUAAAUUAUAUUGGCAUCAUUUGGGUGGUUGUGGUUCUGACUAUAUCGGCAAUUUUUAAAUUGGGUGGGGAAUUUUGGUUUAGAAACAUUUUAAUAGUGUCGACGUUGCAUUACAGAACCCCGUAUUCUAGAAUCUUCAGUGAUAUUAUUUCUUGGGGUGUGAGGAGGGGAGAGGACAAGCUUUUUUUUUCUUUUUUUUUUUUUGGUGAAGCCAAGACUUGGAUUGUUGGAGACUGUUGAAAUGUAGAAAAGGUCGGUCUGGUUACACGGCCUGUCAUUCAGCACGUCGGAUUAAACUAAAAUGAAAUAAAGAAAACGGAUAUAAAAAUAACCUACUUGAAAAACUACAGAUGGAAAAACUUAGAAAAGGCGUUUUCCCUGUAACAGUUUUGUACAUAUAAGAACAUAUUUAAAGUUUUAUACAUAUUUCUACUGGGUAAGUUCUUUCACUUCCCAACUUGAAGCACUUUUGUUAACUGUACCUCUGGCUAUUUUGUGUGUGUGUUUUUUUUUUUGCUGUCACUCUGUAUCUUUCUUUUGGAGCUGAUAGCGAGCGUGAAGAUUUAUAGCUUUUUUUUUUUUGUUUCCUUUCUGAAGUCUUGAUGGCAGUACAGUCGCUAGCUCUUUUUCGGGAGCCACACGGACUUAGGGUGAGCUGGUUUCUCCUGGACAUGUUGUUCUGUGACGGUAAACGGGAGAGGGCUGGCGCAGUUAUUCAUGGAAAAAAUAACUUUUCGGAACCUAGAAGCCAUUGUCAUUGCGAAAACAGUCGGAUUAAAUCUCGGGUUAAAAAGAAGGAAACAAAAGGGCAAAAGCAGAUUAUGAGUUAGUGUAUUAAAGAGUUAAAGAACAGCUGAUGCUGUUGUGAGGAAAUACCACUAGGGAUGACAUGAUUGGAAAGAAACCAGAUUUAUAUACUUUUAAAAACAAUGAAACUGUCCCUUUCUUUGGGUAUCCAAAGAAUCUUGAUUUGUGAGAAGGAGUUUACUCUCAUUGUUGUGCAAUGACACUGGCUGAAGCUUUAGAACUGUUAAUAUAUUAGAGAUGCUACUCUAAAGACAUUAUUGUAGGGUAUCUUGGGGAUGCAAAGGAAAGGAUUGUAAGUUUGAAGAGUGUUAUUUUCAUAGGACUGUUAAAAUAUUAUAAGGUCUAAAGCAUGUUGUAUUUAUAAUGGUUAUAUUGAGUCGUGCCUGAUUUUACUUCAAAUGCAAAAAAUAUGCUUUCUUUUUUUUUCUUCUUACUUGGUUACAUUGCUUCGCUAAUUGUCUUAGUAAAGAUGUACGUCACAUUUGUCUGUUUUUUUUUUCACUGUAAUCUACUCCAGAUAUCACAAUAAACUUUGAAUGGGA